AGGACCCAAUGAUCUUCAUCGCAGACAGUUUGGAGACACUGGUGAACCAUUUGUGUGAAAGGGACGGUAUAGAUAAAGAGGAACUAGAAGCUGUACGAUGUUCUUUUGCGGAAAGGCAACAGGGAGCAGAGACUGAAGAGAUGAAGGCCAUCACACUGCUGAUCCAAAAAGGGCUGGAUGUCAACAAGGCCGAUAAACAUGGGCAGACAGCCCUUCACUUACUGUGUCAGAGAUCUCGUGUAGAUGUCAGAACAGUUAAUCUGUUGAUCCAAAAUGGCGCUGAUGUGAACUUAGCUGACAGAGCUGAAAAUACUCCUGUGCAUUACAUAUGCCAGCGGAAGGAAGCAGAUGUCAGUACGUUGUAUCUUCUGACAGAACGCAAGGUUGAUGACACAUUGCAAGAUAGAUACGGGCGUACCGCCUUACAUCAUUUGUGUGACAGACAGAACGUCAGACUUGCCAACGUGACUUGAUCCAACGUGACAAUGUUUCACGAUAACAAGGGACGGGUGUUGCAUACUCUUGGCAUGACGUAUCUUGUGGAACUGCGGUCUGUGUCCAGCCUGCUGGUGAUCGUGUCAGACAUAUUUACUUGUUUAUGACAAAGUACCUUACCUUAAGUUGUCAUCCAUAAAGCACCUUACCUUAAGUUGUCAUCCAUAACCUACCUUCACUUAAGUUGUCAUCCGUACCUUACCUUAAGUUGUCAUCCAUAACGUACCUUACCUUAAGUUGUCAUCCAUAACGUACCUUCACUUAAGUUGUCAUCCAUAAAGUACCUUACCUUAAGUUGUCAUCCAUAACGUACCUUACCUUAAGUUGUCAUCCAUAACCUACCUUCACUUAAGUUGUCAUCCGUACCUUACCUUAAGUUGUCAUCCAUAACGUACCUUACCUUAAGUUGUCAUCCAUAAAGGAUCUUCGUCGCGAGUAGCUGCAGCGUUGCUGAUGCCGUGUUAAGCUAUAUUCAUUCACUCACUUGUAAAGGAUCUUUGCAAUCUUACUACUAUCCAUCAACUAAGUUGUCAUCCAUAAAGUGUCUAACAUUUCUCAGUAUUCAUCAACUUUACACUUUAAUGAAUUGAAGCUAAAGAGGAUAAAGACAAACUAAAUGAGUUAUGUAAAACCAGGAAUACCCACUGUAGCACGUGGAGAAAACAGAAAGCUGAAUCUGAUGAACUUGCUAGAGUACUAAUGAAUAUUGCUGAGUUCCUUUACAUAAAAUAUAUAUCGAAUUUCACGUUUCGGCAUCCAUCGCUGCAUGAAUAACACCCCAUGUGUAAUAACACCCCAUGUGUAAUAACGCCCCAUGUGUAAUAACGCCCCAUGUGUAAUAA
Messenger RNA from Haliotis rubra (blacklip abalone), 1337 nucleotides. RefSeq names its product ankyrin repeat domain-containing protein 7-like. The record is from RefSeq and is a predicted model, not a curated record. The coding region runs from base 9 to 473 and encodes 154 amino acids. The transcript has a single exon. Gene Ontology annotation, molecular function: protein binding. NCBI's taxonomy places the organism in Eukaryota, Metazoa, Mollusca, Gastropoda, Lepetellida, Haliotidae.